UUUUGUUUUUUUAAAGAAGUUCAUGCGUAGUAAAAGGUAGAAAAUAAGAUUACAUACCCAUGAUGAGUCUCCUCCCCCACACUUAGUUCAUGCACUGUCCCUAGUGCCCAAUUUCGGCUUUUGUUGUUUGUGGAGUAGGGUGAUUUUGAUUUUUGGUGGGUUGUGGGUGUUUUGGUGGGGAAAUGAUGGAGAUAUGGUAGAGAGAAGGUAGAAAAAUGGAGUUUUGGGGAGAAGGGAUCGAGUAUGUCUGGAAAAUCAAAACCACGAGCAGCCUGUCUCCUAUACCCUAUCGAGUAUCUAUCAAUACUCGGUCGAGUAUCACUGGAAAAGCCAUAUUCACACCCCCUGUCUCCAGUACCCGAUCGGGUAUAGAGAGGCACCCGAUCGGAUAUACCUGCGAUUUAACCCCAAAACACACCCCAAAACACUUCAUCUUCUCCAAACACCCAUACCAACCUCGACCCCUUCUCCCCAAAACUCCAUUUUUUCUACCUUCCCUCUACCAUAUCUCCAUUAUUUCUCCACCAAAACACCCACAACCCACCAAAAAGCAAAAUCACCUUACUCCACAAACAACAAAAGCCGAAAUUGGGCACUAGGGACAGUGCUUGAACUAAGUGUGUGGGAGGAGACUCAUCAUGAGUAUGUAAUCUUAUUUUCUACCUUUUACUACGCAUGAACUUCUUUAAAAAAAAAAAAAAAAAAAAUAAAAAAUAAAAAAAAAAAAGAAAAAAAAAAAAAAAAAAAAGAAAAAAAAAAUAAAAAAAAAAAAAAAAAAAAAAAAAAAAGAAAAAAAAAAAAAAAGAAAAGAAAAAAAAAAAAAAAGAAAAAAAAAAAAAAAAAAAAAAAAAAAGAAAAAAAAAAAAAAAAAAAAAAAAAAAAAAAUCAAAGUAAAAUUGAC
This is a messenger RNA of Cuscuta epithymum, 901 nucleotides long. NCBI's taxonomy places the organism in Eukaryota, Viridiplantae, Streptophyta, Magnoliopsida, Solanales, Convolvulaceae. The record is from the annotation of a GenBank genome assembly.